Molecule: messenger RNA, 1396 nt
Organism: Anopheles merus
Lineage: Eukaryota; Metazoa; Arthropoda; Insecta; Diptera; Culicidae
Exons: 3
Source: RefSeq, a predicted model, not a curated record
AUACGCCAACGAGUAUCUACAAAAGAAGCGUCAUCUACAGGCAAUGUUCAACAUCGGCAAGGUGACCAAGGAAUCGAACGCAUCAUUGCACAGGCUGGUUGACGAUUUUGAUCGUCACGUAAAGAUGCUGCAUCAGCUUGGCGAACCAACAGCGCAAUGGAGCACCGUGCUAGAAUAUGUGUUGUGCACCAAGCUUCCCGAUGAGACGCUACGAACACUGGGUGCUUCCAAGGUAAGCGCAGUACGAAGAUAUGAUCUGUUGGAGAGGAGAUUCGCUAAAAAUGCAAAGUUGAAGGAAGAGUACCAUGCGUUUAUGAAGGAGUAUCUUGAUCUCGGGCACAUGAGUUUAGUUCGGGAUGGAGAUACAGUACCUGCUGAGUCGUAUUAUUUGCCACAUCAUCCUGUGUUCAAGGAGUCUAGCACCACAACGAAAAUCAGGGUCGUGUUCGACGGUUCUUCUAAAACCACCAGCGGAUACUCGUUGAAUGAUGCUUUGUGCGUGGGACCAGUGGUGCAGGACGACUUGCUAGAUCAGCUUUUGCGGUUCCGCACGUAUAAGGUGGCAUUAGUUGGCGAUAUAGCAAAAAUGUACCGCCAAAUACUUCUUCAUCCUGACGAUCGACCGUUGGUGCGAAUCUUGUUUCGCUUCGAGCCGCAGCAGCCAGUGGAGACCUACCAGCUGAAUACAGUAACGUAUGGUCUCGCGCCUUCAUCCUUUCUCGCUACGCGCGCUCUUAUUCAGCUGGCCGAUGAUGAGGAUAAUGCAUACCCACGAGCGGGCCCAGCUCUACGAAAGAAUUUUUACGUCGACGAUUUCAUCGGUGGAGCCCAAUCAGUUGAGGCAGCCACCCGCCUACGAACUGAAUUGGCCGAACUACUACAAAAGGGCGGAUUUGAGCUGCGGAAAUGGACGUCGAACUGUGUUGAUGUGCUGCAUGGGCUGGAUGAGGCACAGGUUGGAACCACAACCAAGAUGAGCUUCGAUUCUCACGAAGCCGUGAAGACACUUGGCAUCAGUUGGGUUCCACAAGGUGAUUGGCUGGUGUUUGAGGGUGUGUGCCAGCCAGACGACGAUGUGAUCACCAAGCGAUCUGUGUUAUCUGCCAUCGCAAAAAUGUACGAUCCUUUGGGGAUGAUAGCGCCGAUAAUCAUCCGUGCUAAGAUGAUUAUGCAGGAGAUAUGGGUGUCGUCACGCGAUUGGGAUGAAUCGUUGCCAGAAGACAUCGUAUGCAAGUGGAAGCAGUUUCAGAAGGAGAUACGAUCUCUAUCACAAUAUCGAAUGGACAGAUUCAUACUGCUUCCUGAGGCGCGAAACAUCGAGCUGCACACUUUUGCUGAUGCAUCUUCUGCAGCCUAUGGUGCUUGCACAUAUCUGCGCACUUGCAUCACCGCAUAA